CAAGAAAGCUAUUAAACUAAUGGUAGCAACGGUUACUGCGUUUGGUGUUGGGGAAAAGUAAAAGUCAAGUCAGAUGGGCUGGCCGGACUCUCUCACACAUCGUUAGUUUUGAAUUCACAUUUGACAUUACUACCGAUUCCUCUAACCGCUUUAUACAUUUAGAGAUAGAGAGGGGGAGAGAGAGAGAGAAGGGGAACUCCGCCGGGGCUCAGGCGAUCGUAUUCUGGUAUCUCAGCAAAGAUGCCAGAUUCAGCUCAGGAAUUGGGAAAACACCAUGUAAACACCGAGAGUCAAGCAAGGGAAGACAGUGAAUAUGUAAGGCUGGUAAUAUCAAAUGGAGCAAGUAUAGGAGAAGUUGAUGUUGUGCAACCGCAAGCAGAAACAAGAAAAAGAUCUUUCAUCUGGUGGAUCAAGGCCAUAAUAUGGUGUUUUAUCACUGUCAUAAUCGUCCUCAUUUCUUUGAAAUGGGGAGUGCCAUUUGUUUUUGAGAAGGUUCUCCUUCCAAUCAUGCAAUGGGAAGCCACUGCCUUUGGUCGUCCAGUUCUUGCGCUUGUACUUGUUGCUUCUCUGGCCUUAUUCCCAGUGUUUUUGAUUCCUUCUGGUCCAUCGAUGUGGCUGGCGGGAAUGAUUUUUGGAUAUGGUAUUGGGUUUGUUAUAAUCAUGGUCGGGACAACUAUUGGGAUGAUCCUGCCAUAUUUGAUCGGUUUGCUCUUCCGUGAUCGAAUUCAUCAAUGGUUAAAGAGAUGGCCUCAGAAAGCUGCUAUGAUUAGAUUGGCUGGGGAAGGGAGCUGGUUCCAUCAGUUUCGAGUGGUUGCACUAUUUAGGGUUUCCCCAUUUCCGUACACAAUUUUCAAUUAUGCAAUUGUGGUGACAAGUAUGACAUUUUGGCCCUAUUUAUGUGGAUCAGUUGCAGGAAUGGUUCCAGAAGCCUUCAUCUACAUUUAUAGUGGUCGAUUAAUAAGGACAUUAGCAGAUGUCCAGUAUGGGAACCAUCACCUGACUACAGUGGAAAUCAUUUACAAUGUUAUCUCCUUUAUUGUUGCAAUCAUCACCACAAUUGCUUUUACUGUUUAUGCAAAGAGAACACUGAAAGAACUUGAAAGAACAAAGACUGGUGAUGAAGGCUCUGCCCAUGACAAUAGCAACUGCGAGAUGGAGAAGCUUCCGCUUGAAAGACCCAAGCAUCGGGGUGUUUCGUCAUCCUUGUCAUAGCCUGUAUGUGGUUUAGGUAGGUGGUUGUAUAUAAUUUGAGGUUUUGUUGGGGAUUGUAUUCCCUGAUAUUUUGUAACUUGAAAAAUGAAAAAAUAAUAUGCUACUUCACUUACAAACUUUUCUACAUGAAUUCCAUGUGAACCGUUGCCACUAAUCAGUUGAUGGUUGUGGUGGUGUCCCAGCAACUGUUGAAAAGAGCUGGUAAGAAGAGCAUUACUGAAUGAAAAAACACAAGAAAUAUGAUCUGUAAAUAUGAAAUUACCUUUCUUGGGGUAAUUAGGUAAAUGAAGAAGAUAAUACUUUAUAGAU
Messenger RNA from Ilex paraguariensis (yerba mate), 1521 nucleotides. The record is from the annotation of a GenBank genome assembly. NCBI's taxonomy places the organism in Eukaryota, Viridiplantae, Streptophyta, Magnoliopsida, Aquifoliales, Aquifoliaceae.